GCCAGAACAGACACGUUGGGAAAGUGGUGCAGGACCGAUCUAGCUGUUAAACUGAAUGGAUAUUUUUUUAAAAUAAGAUGCCAGCGCAGUAGAUCGUUAAUGCAAAGAUGUAAAAAAGCUGUUUGUUGUUACAUUAACCUAGUAGGUGUGUGUUGUCAUGUGAUUCCCUGUCAGACAUGUCCUGACCCUGAAUAUUAUUAUGCGGAGAAAUUGCAGACAAUAAUUCUCGCUAGGUCAUACCCUGGUCUCAGAAAUAUUUUUUUCUAACCAGGUGCUUAUGAACUGCAGAACAACGGUGAUUUGUAUUCUAAACUCUUAUCAUAUAUUUUUAAUCCUCUGCAAAAACUACUGUAAUGAUGGAAAGGGGUAAAACAAAAUGUAUUUAUUCGUGGCAGUUAUAUCUAUACUGUCCAUUGUUCACUGAAUGAUAUCAAAUCAACGAGCAACAGCGGCAGACCAUCUUCCUACCUGAAUCUCUAAACAGGGCGAUUCGCCAAUCGACAUAGACUAGGAAAAAUGACGCCAUCGAGGAAGGGUAACGUCAUCACUGGGCGACAAAGCGUGUGUUCUGCUAAAAUAAUAUUCUGACCUAUCUUCGUCUUGACCUAUUGACUGAUAUUAGACGGAGGGGCUGCCAGCGAGGCGCAGAAUGGCGGUGUCGGCCCUCUCUCGGGCACUACGCUCCCUUGCUCUCUCACCCCUCGGCAGCAUGGCUGCUGAAAGCAGCAGACCCACCUCGCUGUCCUCGCAGGUGAGUUCUACAGUGGUGAAACAGGCUGCAGGGUGGAGACUGUGCUCCAGCCCAGCCUGCUCAAGACCACUGCUGGCUCUGCCCAGACCGCCCCUCCAGACCCUCACUGGGUUGUCAUGGCGAGGCCUUCAGACCUCUGCUGCCCUGGCUCAGAACAGGACCCUCUGGAAACAGAGAACCAAGUAUACCGUCCGCCCCAUUGGCAUGAAGAAAACUGGAGGCAGGGACCACACAGGGAAAAUCCGGAGGCAUGGGAUUGGAGGUGGGCACAAGCAGCGCUAUCGCAUUGUGGAUUUCCAGCGUCUGCGCUUCGAACCUGGGAAAGAAGGUCAGACCUUUGAGGAGAAGGUGAUCGAAGUUCGAUACGACCCCUGCAGGUCUGCAGACAUUGCUAUGGUGGCAGGGGGCAGUCGAAAACGCUGGAUUAUUGCCACUGAGAACAUGCAGACAGGUGACGUCAUCAAAACCUCUGGCGUCAUUGGCAGGAUGGCAGUCUCAGCCAAUGAGGGUGACUCAUAUGCUCUCGGUGCCCUUCCUGUGGGAACACUGGUCAAUAACCUGGAGAUCUACCCUGGCAAAGGAGCACAGUACAUCCGUGCUGCAGGGACAUGUGGAGUUCUGCUGAGAAAGGUGAAUGGAACUGCAAUUGUACAGCUACCUUCUAAACGGCAAAUCCAGGUACUGGAGACGUGCAUGGCCACCGUGGGGCGCGUGUCCAACAUCAAUCACAACAGGCGCAUCAUCGGCAAGGCCGGGCGCAACCGCUGGCUGGGCAUCCGGCCCUCCAGCGGCCUGUGGAAGAGGAAGGGGGGCUGGGCGGGGCGCAAGAUCAAGCCCCUGCCCCCCAUGAAGAGCUACGUCAACCUGGCCCCUGUGGCCGCGGUCUCCUAGCCGUCCCCCUGCCCUGCAGGACCGGGGAAGACACGCACGCGCGCCACUGCACUCUCUGUUGAACCUGGGCUGCAAGAGUGAGCACGUCCUUCUAGCACUUCCGUGUCCACUUCCUUAACUUUGUGAGUGAAGCUGUACUUUAAGUGAAUGUUAUUAAACUUGAUGCUCACACGUGGGGGGCAACACUG
Molecule: messenger RNA, 1830 nt
Organism: Lepisosteus oculatus (spotted gar)
Lineage: Eukaryota; Metazoa; Chordata; Actinopteri; Semionotiformes; Lepisosteidae
Gene: mrpl2
Product: mitochondrial ribosomal protein L2
Biological process (GO): mitochondrial translation
Cellular component (GO): ribosome; mitochondrial large ribosomal subunit
Molecular function (GO): structural constituent of ribosome; RNA binding
Source: RefSeq, a predicted model, not a curated record